AUGCUACUGCUGCGCCGUCUGACUGCGUCGAUUUUCGGUGUCCAUCCCGUCAGCCCUGCACUGGGAUACAAUUGUCCCCUCCCGCGAGUGGGCAGCUUACCUGACCCUCUCUCGGGCGGUUCGAUCGUGCCGUACGAAACCCCCAACGCGGCGGGCGCACUGCACACACACACGCACUCGAUAACCGCCCUUUACCGCGGAAGCCUGGCGAGAUACCACUUGGUUCAAAUUGCUUUUACGCGCUUCCGCGGGGGCGGCCGUGAGAUUGCCGCUUGGCGUGGGAAACUCAUUCGGGAAAAGCGGCUUUUCAAGCGUGCAGUGUGGACGAACGUCAAAUGUGCCUUUGUGAGGCUUGUUCAGAGGGAGGACUUGUGUACGGGUUGUACACAUGGCGACCGCCGGACUUCCGUGUGGGAGCGGGGCGGAGGUGAAGGGGCAGGAGGACGGAUGCGCUCGGAGGUGCGGGAGCCGGAAGGCACUGAGAGAUCGACAGUGGAAGGAUUUGGGUAUGCUCUCGCUGACGGGUUGGUCAAGUCGCACAUGGAAGUGGAUGCAUUUGGCAUCAUUGCAACGAGGGUGAACACGACUUACACGGCCGUGUACAAGCUCAUGACCGAGGACGCGGGACUAAGGACUGAACAGGACCUCGGCUGA
This is a messenger RNA of Colletotrichum abscissum, 654 nucleotides long. RefSeq lists its product as uncharacterized. The record is from RefSeq and is a predicted model, not a curated record. The transcript is spliced from 3 exons. Lineage: Eukaryota; Fungi; Ascomycota; Sordariomycetes; Glomerellales; Glomerellaceae. Bases 1 to 654 code for a protein of 217 amino acids.